Messenger RNA from Salvia splendens (bonfire salvia), 1338 nucleotides. Its product is annotated as E3 ubiquitin-protein ligase At4g11680-like. NCBI's taxonomy places the organism in Eukaryota, Viridiplantae, Streptophyta, Magnoliopsida, Lamiales, Lamiaceae. The record is from RefSeq and is a predicted model, not a curated record. Gene Ontology annotation, cellular component: plant-type vacuole. The transcript is spliced from 4 exons. Gene Ontology annotation, molecular function: ubiquitin protein ligase activity. Gene Ontology annotation, biological process: ubiquitin-dependent protein catabolic process; protein ubiquitination. Bases 75 to 1100 code for a protein of 341 amino acids.
AUAGGUUCCUCCACCAGUCUUCACCCCCCCCCCCCAACUCCAUAGCUCAGACCUCUCUCUCUCUCUCUCUAGUGAUGAACCAAGAAUUUCCGCGGGUUUUACUCGGAGGCAGCGAUGUGGGGUUUGCAAGAACUUCCAUAGGCACCUCCUUCUCACGCCCUUCCGCCAACUCCGAUCAAAAUCAAGUCUUGAUUGAUGUGGAGCCUGAAAUUUACAGCAAUGGCGAGGAUGCUGAUGGAGAUGGUGAUGAUUCUCUAGCUCCACACUGUGGCUAUUCUAGGCCCUUUCUGUUUCUGGACAUGAUAUGGAACUUGGUAUUUGUUGUGGUGUCUGUGUUGGUGCUGCUGGUCACCCUCCGAGAGCGCCCUUCCACGCCUUUGAGGUUGUGGGUUUCUGGCUACGCUCUGCAGUGCCUUCUGCAUGUGGGGUUUGUGUGGGAUGAGUACCAAAGGCGAAGUCUUGAUCACCAAGACUGCUGUUUUCCUAGAGGGUUGUUGUGUUCGGCUUUCUCUCACAAUAGCAUCAUCAAGAAGUUGGAGUCAGUUAAUACUAUUGUUUCGUCCGUAUGGUGGGUUUUUGGAUUUUAUUGGAUAGUAAUCGGUGGCCAGCCACUUCUGCAGGGUUCACCUCGUCUUUACUGGUUAUCAGUGGUUUUUCUAGCCUUCGACGUGUUUUUCAUGAUCUUCUGCAUUGCGAUGGCGUGCAUCAUUUUCCUUCUGAUGUUCUGUUGUUUCCCGAUCUUAGCCACAGUCGCCUAUGCAAUGACUAUAGGAGAGGGAGCAUCUGAAAAUGAUAUCAGGUCUCUUCCCAAGUAUACAUAUAGGCCACAGGAUACUGUAGGGGCAUUUCAAAAUAAAAAGGAACGAGAGGUUGAUUUAACUGCACUGGAAGGCGAUAGCAUCUCCAUGGCAGAGCUUGUUCUUCAUCCAGAGGAUUCUGAAUGCUGCAUAUGCCUUUUGAAGUAUGCAGACGGAGCAGAGCUGUGCACCCUUCCCUGCAACCACCAUUUCCACCACAAGUGCAUCACGAAGUGGCUCCGUAUCAAUGCAACAUGCCCUCUUUGCAAGUUCAACAUUCUCAGAGGCGACACAUUGGUUUAACCAAUCCCGACCUUAUACUUAUUAUCGAGGAGUAACUUUACAGGAUCACCAAAAAAAAAAGGAUCAGCAGAAAAAAUUCUUGCUAAUCUGAAGCUAAUGUAUAUUGGAAAAAAGGUGAAUCCUGCAAAUGUAGAGCAGUUUUCUCUAUUGUGGUUUCUUAGUUGUAAGAAGAUUUACAAUAUGAUAUAUUUGAAGGGCUUUUUGGCCAUUAGUUAUGAUAGUAGAAAUUAACAAGCAA